AUGAGUGAUAAAGCAAAGGAGUCCGCUGUUGGGACCAAAAGCCAAAUGAAAUGUUGUGGAAAACCCAUCACUGAACUUCCAUUCAAGAAAAGACUGACCAUGAUGCUGCUGUCAGUGAGAGAGGAAGGAGAGGGUUCAUCCCAGCCUGAGGGCUCAGCCAUGUCCUCGGAAGAUGAUGACCCCAUGGUCACAGAAAUAUCUGUGUCGGGAGAUGUGCCAGAUCAACUGCUGAUACCAGUGAAAAUCAAUAUGGAAAUAAAAGAGCAAUUAAAGAAGGAAAUUCGACAUUUUGGAGGAAAAUAUGAAAUAGUCUUCAAAUUGCUUAAGGGAGUGCAAGGACCUCCAGAAGUGCAGAAAAAAUUUGCUGUAUAUGCCAUGAAGGAAGCAGCAAGAUAUGAAAGACAAGACUUAAUAAGGCACUUGAAGAAGGUACCAGAAAAAUUGGAAUCUGACCAGAUUCUCAAAAAAGAUAAUGACACUCCAAACUUACAAUCCUGUUAUCACAAUCAUCA
Lontra canadensis (Northern American river otter) is the source of this 512-nucleotide messenger RNA. RefSeq names its product cancer/testis antigen family 45 member A8-like. The transcript has 4 exons. The record is from RefSeq and is a predicted model, not a curated record. Lineage: Eukaryota; Metazoa; Chordata; Mammalia; Carnivora; Mustelidae. Gene Ontology annotation, cellular component: integrator complex. Gene Ontology annotation, biological process: snRNA 3'-end processing. The annotation marks the transcript as partial.